Symbiodinium sp. CCMP2592 is the source of this 534-nucleotide messenger RNA. Lineage: Eukaryota; Dinophyceae; Suessiales; Symbiodiniaceae. The record is from the annotation of a GenBank genome assembly.
AUGAGCAGACGAGUAUGGAAGCUACAAGACUUCGUGGCGCACACAGGUCGGGUACAAUGCGCCCGACUUGGCGAGAAGUCUGGCCAAGUACUUGCGACGGGCGGAGAUGACAAGCGGGUGAACAUCUGGAAGGUUGGCAAGCCCAAUGCCAUGAUGAGCCUCACUGGCCACACCAGCUCCGUCGAAUGUUUGGUCUUCGACAAGCAGGAGGAGGUCUUAAUCGUCGGCUGUGCUGGCGGCUCGAUGCAGUGCUGGAACCUGGAAUACAGGAAGAUGGCUGGUUCGCUGGCCGGGCAUCGGACAGCCUGCACCUGCGUCGAGUUCCACCCCUAUGGCGAGUUCUUCGCCUCGGGCUCGAACGACACGAACUUGAAGAUCUGGGAUCUGCGCCGGAAAUCCUGCAUCCAGACGUAUCCAGGCCACUCCGCGCCAGUGAGCGCCAUCCGCUUCUCGCCACAUGGCCGCUGGGUGGCAACUGGUGGCCUGGACAACCAGGUGAAGAUUUGGGAUCUUACCGCCGGCAAGCAGAUGAAG